Messenger RNA from Apodemus sylvaticus (European woodmouse), 1024 nucleotides. RefSeq names its product succinate dehydrogenase complex assembly factor 3 (gene Sdhaf3). The coding region runs from base 45 to 422 and encodes 125 amino acids. The record is from RefSeq and is a predicted model, not a curated record. NCBI's taxonomy places the organism in Eukaryota, Metazoa, Chordata, Mammalia, Rodentia, Muridae. Gene Ontology annotation, cellular component: mitochondrial intermembrane space; mitochondrion. The transcript has 2 exons. Gene Ontology annotation, biological process: succinate metabolic process; mitochondrial respiratory chain complex II assembly.
GCGACCUUCUGCGCAGGCGCGCGGGUUCGAGCACGCGCGGCGCAAUGCCGGGGAAGCAUGUUUCCAGAGUCAGGUCUUUAUAUAGGCGAAUCUUGCAGCUACAUCGGGCUCUGCCCCCGGACCUCAAAGCCCUGGGUGAUCAGUACGUGAAGGACGAAUUUAGGAGACAUAAGACUGUUGGUCCUGGCGAGGCCCAGCGUUUCUUGAAGGAAUGGGAGACAUAUGCAGCAGUGCUGUGGCAACAAGCUAAGGACAGCAGACAAAGCUCACCUGGAAAAGCAUGUUUUGGCGCCUCUCUCCCAGAAGAAAAACUCAAUGACUUCCGUGAUGAGCAAAUUGGACAGUUGCAAGAGCUGAUGCAAGAAGCCACUAAACCCAAUCGGCAGUUUAGUAUCACCGAGCCUACAAAACCACAGCUGUGAUACAAUAAUCUUAGCAAAGUGGCUAAAAUUUGUAACCUGUAACCUCAUCUACCAUCGACUCUCUGAAAUAUGUUCUUUCAGCUUUAAUGGGAUAGUCUUUUACUUUUGGACAGUAUGAGCAAUGCAUGAUCAAGAUCACAAAUGUCAUACUAUGCCAUCAUUGCAAUGACAUUUACUUGCUGUGUGGAAUGUAGUUUGAUAGAAUUUAACGUCUGGACCGAAGAAAGGUGUUUAAAAAGAUAUACUUUGGAAUUACGCUGAAAUUUUUUUUGUAUAUGAAUUUGUUUUAAAUUCUGUUCCCAUCAAGCAUCCGUCUCCUGAUUUGUCUCUAGCUUCCUUGGUUAAGUAAACAUAAUAAUGGAAGAUGUAGAAUUCCAAGUUUAUUAUUAGGUAUAACUGUGAUUCUAAAAGUCCCACCAUUUUUCCUUUAAUAGUACACACCUGACUAUCACUCAGAAGUUCCUCUUUGAGUCACAGUGAAAGUUUUAAGAAAAGCUUUAAGAUUCAAUUGUUAAGAAUUUCAGUUAUUGUCUAAAGGUUGGGGAGAUGAAAAAUACUAAGUUGGCUCAUACAUUUAAAAAUAAAUUAUCUAUCAAAACCUG